This is a messenger RNA of Cuscuta europaea, 2756 nucleotides long. The record is from the annotation of a GenBank genome assembly. NCBI's taxonomy places the organism in Eukaryota, Viridiplantae, Streptophyta, Magnoliopsida, Solanales, Convolvulaceae.
CAGCUUCAAAGUUUAAUGAUGUCCGAGCGCGCGGGAAAACGCUUGCCGUGGGGGACAUUUUUUACGCGCCAUCAUUGGGCGCGCGCGGGGUGAGGCUAAGAUGUGACCAGCUGACACCAGACAAACCCUAAUAUACACACGUAGGGACGACGAACGAGAAGAAGAAGAAGAAUCAGAGUAGAAAUGGAGGAGGUCAGGCCCGAGUUCCCAGCUUUCCCGUACAAACCCUACCCCAUUCAGCUCGAUUUCAUGAAUGCGCUCUAUCAAUCCCUCCAAGACGGCGGUAUUGCUAUACUGGAGAGCCCAACAGGAACCGGGAAAACCUUAAGUAUCAUAUGCAGUGCUCUACAGUGGCUUAUUGAUAGAAAGCAAUUACCGAAGGAUAAAUCCGUAAACCAAACAGGACCAGAUGACGAACCUGAUUGGAUGCGUAACUUCGUGCUUAACUCUGAAACCAAAUCACCUGAAAAAAAGGAGGUGAAAAGAACAGUUUAUAGGAAAAGUAAUUUUAAUAGGAAAAAUGAAAAGCAAGCGUCUUUUAAAACUACUGGGCGCAAGGAGAAGAUUUCUUUGAAGUUUGAAAAAGGGUUAGAGGAUGAGGAAGAUUUUUUGAUGGAUGAGUAUGAGAGUGAAGAUGAAAAAGAUGGGAAUUCGAAAAGAAAGAGUGCUAAGAAUGCUGUGAGUUCAUCCAGUGAGGAUGAUGAUGACGAUGAUGAAGAGAAGGAAGAGGCAAGACUGAAAGUUUACUUUUGCAGCAGGACCCACUCUCAGCUUUCCCAGUUUAUAAAGGAGAUAAAGAAGACCAAGUUCGCUAGUGAAUUGAAUGUUGUGUGCUUGGGCUCCAGGAAAAAUUUGUGCAUCAAUGAAGAUGUAUUGAAACUGGGGACCCCAGCACUAAUAAAUGAGAGAUGCGUAGAGCUUCAAAAGAGUAGGAAACAAGGAUGUUGUAAAAUUUCCAAAACAAAGAACAUGAGCAUCAAGGGAAGAGUACGACGGACAAAAGCUUCAUCUGGGUGCCCAAUGCUUAGAAGCCGCAAAGUGGAAAAAGAGUUUAUGAGUGAGAUUUCUGAACAAGGGCCUUUGGAUAUUGAGGAUGUUGUUCAUAUUGGUCGUCAGCUGGGAACAUGCCCAUAUUAUGGUUCCAGAAACCUGGCCCCUAAAGCAGACCUUGUUGUUCUUCCUUACCAAUCUCUUCUUUCAAAGUCAUCUCGUGAAUCCCUUGGUUUGUGUUUAAAAGGUAAUGUUGUGAUUAUUGACGAAGCUCAUAAUCUUGCUGACUCUCUUAUCAGCAUGCAUGAUGCAAGAGUUACUUUGUCUCAGUUGGACCGUGUUCAUUCUCAUAUGGAAAGUUACCUCAAGAGAUUUCAGAAUCUUUUAGGGCCGGGAAAUAGAAGAUAUAUCCAGACACUGAUGGUAAUCACUCGGGCCUUUCUCCGGAUUUUGUGUCAUGAGAUGAAUACUGGAGGCCCAUUUUGCCCUGCAUCAGAAGGAACUGAAAGUGGUUUUGAGUUUUCCAUGACAAUUAAUGAAUUCUUGUUUUCUCUCAACAUUGACAACAUAAACCUUGUCAAACUGGUCUAUUAUAUGCAGGAGAGCAAUAUAAUUCAUAAGGUCUGUGGAUAUGGAGAUAAAGUAGAGAAAGUAUCAGUUUCAGAAGCCAGUGACCAAAGAGAUGGGGAGGGAAGCUCACUAUCAGGUUUCCAAGCACUGCUUGGUAUGUUGCUGUCUUUAACAAAUAAAGAUUCAGAUGGAAGGGUAAUAGUAUCAAGGACAAGGCCAAACCCCGAAGGAAAGAAAGGAGGUUAUCUCAAAUACGUCAUGCUCAGUGGAGAAAAGAUAUUUUCUGAGGUGCUAAAUCAAGCCCAGGCCGUCAUAUUAGCUGGGGGAACUCUACAACCUAUAGAAGAAACAAAGGAACGCUUAUUCCCAUCUCUACCUCCCGAGAGGAUGCAUUUCUUUUCAUGUGGUCAUAUCAUACCUUCUGAAAAUAUAUUACCCAUUGCUGUUUCCCAUGGGCCAUCUGGUCAUUCCUUUGAUUUUAGCUACAGUUCCAGAAGCUCCCAGAUCAUGAUUGAAGAGUUGGGGCUCCUGCUUUGCAAUAUAGCGACAUUGGUCCCUGAGGGAGUAAUUGUGUUCUUCUCAUCAUUUGACUAUGAAUCAAUGGUCUACAAUUCUUGGAAGGAAUCAGGCAUCCUUGCAAGAAUUACAAAGAAGAAACGUGUAUAUAGAGAGCCUAGGAAAAGUUCAGAGGUGAAUCUUGUUCUUAGAGAAUACACAGAUACGAUUGAUCACAAACGUCAACUUGAAUCUAUGAAUGGUGCUAUUCUCUUUGCAAUUGUGGGUGGGAAAAUAUCUGAGGGUAUUAAUUUCAGUGAUGGAAUGGGGAGAUGCAUAGUCAUGGUUGGACUUCCCUAUCCGAGUCCCUCAGACAUUGAGUUGAUCGAGAGGGUGAAACAUAUUGAAGGAAUCGGGCGUCCAUCAUCAUUGAUUAAAACACCUGAGGUUUCAGUUCAAGCUCAGUGUUUUAAUGGGGAUGCACAAGCUGGUCUAAACAUACUAAGAAGCUGCAAGCACAGAGGGAAACAGUAUUAUGAGAAUCUUUGCAUCAAAGCUCUAAAUCAAUCUAUUGGUAGAGCUAUCAGACAUAUAAACGACUAUGCUGCAAUUUUGUUAGUUGAUGGACGAUAUGCAUCUGAUCCAACAGAACGAAGGUCUUCUCAUUUAACAAACAAGCUUCCGCAGUGGAUCAAAGCCCG